This is a messenger RNA of Ochotona curzoniae (black-lipped pika), 2556 nucleotides long. RefSeq names its product alkaline phosphatase, biomineralization associated (gene ALPL). The coding region runs from base 190 to 1809 and encodes 539 amino acids. The transcript is spliced from 8 exons. Lineage: Eukaryota; Metazoa; Chordata; Mammalia; Lagomorpha; Ochotonidae. The record is from RefSeq and is a predicted model, not a curated record. Gene Ontology annotation, cellular component: plasma membrane. Gene Ontology annotation, molecular function: alkaline phosphatase activity. Gene Ontology annotation, biological process: dephosphorylation.
ACCUGCAGGGUGGUCUGGCCAUGCAAUUCAGGUUCUCUCCUGACAUGGUGUGUGUUCUCUAGGUUACUGAUUCCAUCUGCUGGGUGUGGUUGUUGUUGGGGCUCCACAACAUCCUGCAGGGUUUCCUGUGCCUUGGAGGAGCUCUCCAGCUGGUGGGGAAGGAGACAGGUUGAUGGAGUCAACCUGUUGAUGGAGGCUCAGGCCGGGGCUGGGACACAGAGCACUCAAGCCCCGUGCCUUUCUCCAGGACUUACCUGCCGGUCCUCUUGGUGCUGGCUGCUGCAACCGCAGCACCCAAGAGCGGCCUCGUUGACCUGCCCUGACCUCCACCAAACACUUCUCCACGUGUUGGAGGGGCAGACCCCACCCUUCCUGCCGCUGAGCCACAGCCUGGGGAGUUGGGCGAGGAAGCAGCAGCCAGGCAGCAGGGCUCAGCUAGGCCCGUGGGGACCGCUCCGUGUGCCUCCUGCACCCAUCCCUUUGCUGGGGGUGGGGGAUGUUUGCUUCCUGACUCUAGCUUCCCCCCUGCAGACAUACAACACCAAUGCACAAGUCCCCGACAGCGCGGGCACUGCCACCGCUUACCUGUGUGGGGUGAAGGCCAAUGAGGGCACUGUGGGGGUGAGUGCGGCCACCCAGCGUUCCCAGUGUAACACCACACAGGGCAAUGAGGUCACCUCUAUCCUGCGAUGGGCCAAGGACGCUGGGAAGUCUGUGGGCAUCGUGACCACCACGCGAGUGAACCAUGCCACCCCCAGUGCUGCUUAUGCCCACUCGGCUGAUCGGGACUGGUACUCGGACAACGAGAUGCCCCCAGAGGCCCUGAGCCAGGGCUGUAAGGACAUCGCCUACCAGCUCAUGCACAACAUCAGGGACAUUGACGUGAUCAUGGGUGGCGGCCGCAAGUACAUGUAUCCCAAAAAUAGAACUGACGUGGAGUAUGAGAUGGACGAGAAGGCCAGGGGCACGAGGCUGGAUGGCCUGGAACUCGUUAACAUCUGGAAGACCUUCAAACCCAGGCACAAGCACUCCCACUACGUCUGGAAUCGCACCGAACUCCUGGCCCUUGACCCCUAUUCCGUGGACUACCUCUUGGGUCUCUUUGAACCGGGCGACAUGCAGUACGAGCUGAACAGAAACAACAUCACUGACCCGUCGCUCUCCGAGAUGGUGGAGGUAGCCAUCAAGAUCCUGAAGAAGAACCCCAGGGGCUUCUUCCUUCUGGUGGAAGGCGGCAGGAUUGACCACGGGCACCACGAGGGCAAGGCCAAGCAGGCACUUCAUGAAGCCGUGGAGAUGGACCGGGCCAUCGGGAAGGCUGGCACCAUGACCUCGCUGGACGACACUCUGACCGUUGUCACCGCUGACCACUCCCACGUCUUCACCUUUGGGGGAUACACACCCCGUGGCAACUCUAUCUUUGGCCUGGCCCCCAUGGUGAGCGACACAGACAAGAAGCCCUUCACAGCCAUCCUGUACGGAAACGGACCAGGCUACAAGGUGGUGGGCGGGGAGCGAGAGAACGUCUCUAUGGUUGACUACGCUCACAACAACUACCAGGCCCAGUCUGCCGUGCCCCUGCGCCACGAGACCCACGGCGGGGAGGACGUGGCUGUGUUUGCCAAGGGUCCCAUGGCACACCUGCUGCACGGCGUACACGAGCAGAACUACAUCCCCCACGUGAUGGCGUACGCGGCCUGCAUCGGCGCCAACCUGGACCACUGUGCCUGGGCCAGCUCUGCGGGCAGCCUCGUCCCAGGUGUCCUGCUUGUCCCGCUGACCCUCCUCCUCUUGAGCAGCCUGUUCUGAGGGCCCACAGCCCUGGGCACCCACGAGCCCAAGACAGAAGCAGCCUCCUUCUCCGGUGCUGUCCACUGCCCAGCAGCCCACACCUCAAGGGGCAGGGAGGCCUAGGCCUCUACUGCCUCUGCGACUGCCAGAAAGGGGACCCAGGAACCAAAGUCUGCCGCCUGCCUCACCCCCUUUUCUGGGGUCCUCAAGGGGCCACGCCUGGCCUCCACUCUGCCUGCUCCCCUCUCCUCUGCCCUUUGGGCAGAGAGCACAAACAGCAGAGGCGUCUUAUUUUUCUAGCAAACACACUUCUUCUGGCCCAGAAGCCCUGGAGCCUCCAUGGAACGUUCUGGAUCCGACUUCGCAUUCCCCUCUCCAUUCCCCUGGAGCCCCCUGGGCCCGGUCAUGCCCAUGGCCCCGUGCCCAAGCCCUGCCCCCCUGCAGGGGUGCACCCAGGGCUCCGCCAAGGCUACCCAGCGCUCCCAGGAAGCCACCUCCCAGGGCUGGCACCUACCCCGGGACGGCCGGGCUGGAAAGACCCACCCGGCGGGGCACCCGCGCCCAGCCACAAACACAAGGGCCAGCUCCUCUCUGAAGCGACUCUCCUGUUUGGAAUGGCAAAGAAAAAAAAAAUUUUUUUUCUCUUUGGUGCUGGUUCAAAGGGAACAACAAAACAUUUAAAUAAAACUUUCCAAAUAUUUCUGAGGACAGAGCUGUGUCUUUGUGGUCAGUGAGGGAGAGGCUGAACUGGGCCCAUGUCUCUGG